Molecule: messenger RNA, 498 nt
Organism: Aspergillus nomiae NRRL 13137
Lineage: Eukaryota; Fungi; Ascomycota; Eurotiomycetes; Eurotiales; Aspergillaceae
Exons: 4
Coding region: 1-498 (165 amino acids)
Source: RefSeq, a predicted model, not a curated record
AUGCCUCCCAUAAACGCACCCUUAGUGGACAUUGAUCCCUCCAGAAUUAAUAUUAUUAGGGAGAUUGUGCAAUCUGACGCGUCUUCAAUAUUCGAGGCAUACGAGAAGCUCUUUACUUCUGGUGUCUGUGAACGCCGCUUCGUUCCAAACUUCUACGGCUACAUCAAUGAAAUGGAUCCGGAUGCAUUCCAUCCUACUCUCCAAGGUUUCGCCAAAGACAAGUUAAAGCCGAGUGCAAUAUUGCUAGAAUAUCUCCCAGAUACAGAGAGCUUAAACUGCGUGAACUACUCAGAUACGCUGUAUUCCCAGGCAAUCGAGGGUAUGAAGGCAGAUACACAACUGGUCUGGAUUGACUUUGAUGUUGCAACGACCUUCACCAACUUUGGAUCUGAACAGAAGGCGCUCUGUGACCACGAAAUUGCGCUUGUAAAGGGGCUUGGGGAUGCACUAAAAGAUGACCAGGAUAAUGGACUCCCCCCGAAUACAAAGUUUUAUUGA